This is a messenger RNA of Aspergillus pseudoviridinutans, 963 nucleotides long. Its product is annotated as glycoside hydrolase family 18 protein. Gene Ontology annotation, molecular function: chitin binding; hydrolase activity, hydrolyzing O-glycosyl compounds. The coding region runs from base 1 to 963 and encodes 320 amino acids. The transcript has 5 exons. NCBI's taxonomy places the organism in Eukaryota, Fungi, Ascomycota, Eurotiomycetes, Eurotiales, Aspergillaceae. The record is from RefSeq and is a predicted model, not a curated record. Gene Ontology annotation, biological process: carbohydrate metabolic process.
AUGGUGUCCACCUCCGGGUCAAGGCAGAAAUUCAUCGAGAACGUCCUAGGCUUUCUCGCCCAGUAUGGGUUCGACGGCGUUGACUUCGACUGGGAGUACCCCGGUGCAGAUGACCGUGGCGGGAAGGAGGGCGAUGGGAAAAACUAUACCAAGCUAUUGCAGGAGCUUCGAGCGGCCAUCAACACUGCUGGCAAAGACUACCUGGUAACCUUCACAGCACCGACUUCAUACUGGUAUCUGCAACAUUUCGACCUGGAAAAUAUGAGCCAGUAUGCGGACUGGAUCAAUCUCAUGGCCUAUGAUCUUCACGGGGUCUGGGACUCCAACAACCCGAUUGGCAGCACGCUUCUCGCUCAUACUAAUAUAACAGAAAUUGAUCUAGCUCUCGAUCUCCGCAGGAACAUCCCGCCCCGGGACAUUGUCCUCGUGGCAGGUGAUGAGGGAGAUUGCACCCAGACAGCGGGACGGCGAUCCCCAGAGAUCAAGGACAUCAUCCAGUCAACUAAUGCUAAGCCCUACCACAACAAGGAUGCUGCCGUCAAUUAUCUAGUCUACGGCCAGAAUAAUUGGGUCUCCUAUGAUGAUAACAAUACAUUCCAAGCCAAGAUUGAUUUUGCCAAUAAACGUGGGCUGAGUGGUUUGAUGAUCUGGGCUAUUGAUUUGGAUGACUCCACACGAUCUGCCCUGAGCGCGCUGACCGGAAACCCAGUAGAAGGUGCUAACCCCUUGGCCCUUGCAGACCUGGCGGGAUCCUCGACCGUAGGCCACUCGACUAGUGACUCGUCCCAGUGUCGGGUAACCGACUGCGGUGGCUUUUGUAAUCAGGCGGAAACUGCUGUUGGCAGAGUCAAAUCCCUCUAUGAUGCAGUGGAGAUGAAACUAAUUCACGUUGGGUCUGCUGUCCAGCAUGGACGAGUAUCACCAAAGACCAGUGCUAUUGGAAUGCUGGCGGUGGCGUCGUGA